Messenger RNA from Rhineura floridana, 4187 nucleotides. It is a transcript of the gene SCAMP1, whose product is annotated as secretory carrier membrane protein 1. Lineage: Eukaryota; Metazoa; Chordata; Lepidosauria; Squamata; Rhineuridae. The record is from RefSeq and is a predicted model, not a curated record. Gene Ontology annotation, cellular component: recycling endosome membrane; trans-Golgi network membrane. The transcript has 9 exons. Gene Ontology annotation, biological process: protein transport. The coding region runs from base 131 to 1150 and encodes 339 amino acids.
GCUUUGCACCGGAUUUACCUGCUCUGAUAUCGGUGGGGGAGGGGGCAGCAGCAGCAGCCUUUUGGGCGCUCGGCUGGAGUCGCUGUCUGUGGGUAUCUGCGUAUCGUAGCGCCCGGCAGACCCCCUCGCCAUGUCGGACUUUGACAGCAACCCUUUCGCCGACCCGGACCUCAACAACCCUUUCAAGGAUCCUUCGGUUACACAAGUGACGAGAAAUGUUCCUCCAGGAUUAGAUGAGUACAACCCUUUCUCAGAUUCCAGAACUCCACCGCCAGGAAAUGUAAAAAUUCCCAAUGUGCCUAGUACGCAGCCAGCUAUCAUGAAACCAACUGAGGAACCGCCUGCUUAUACGCAAAUCGCAAAGGAACAUGCCCUGGCCCAGGCUGACCUACUUAAGCGUCAGGAAGAAUUAGAAAGGAAAGCAGCUGAACUAGAUCGCAGAGAAAGAGAGAUGCAGAGUCUCAACCAGCAAGGAGGAAGAAAGAACAAUUGGCCUCCUCUACCUGGAAACUUUCCAGUGGGUCCCUGUUUUUACCAGGAUUUCUCUGUAGAUAUCCCUGUAGAGUUCCAGAAGACAGUAAAGAUUAUGUAUUACUUGUGGAUGUUCCAUGCAGUGACACUAUUUCUUAACAUCUUUGGAUGUCUGGCCUGGUUUUGCCUUGACCCUAAGCGAGGAGUUGACUUUGGAUUGAGUAUUCUCUGGUUCUUGCUUUUUACUCCUUGCUCAUUUGUCUGCUGGUACAGACCACUUUAUGGAGCCUUCAGGAGUGACAGCUCUUUCAGGUUCUUUGUUUUCUUUUUUGUGUACAUUUGUCAAUUUGCUGUCCAUGUACUUCAGGCUGCAGGAUUCCAAGGAUGGGGCAACUGUGGAUGGAUUUCAUCCCUCACUGGGCUCAACCUUAGUAUUCCAGUAGGCAUUAUGAUGAUAAUCAUAGCAGCGCUUUUCACAGCAUCUGCAGUCAUUUCACUAGUAAUGUUUAAAAAGGUGCACGGUCUGUACCGCACAACUGGAGCAAGUUUUGAGAAGGCCCAACAAGAAUUUGCAACAGGGGUGAUGUCCAACAAAACUGUACAGACUGCUGCAGCCAGUGCUGCAUCGACAGCAGCAACUAGUGCUGCUCAAAAUGCUUUCAAGGGUAACCAAAUAUAGAAAAAAGAGAUGAAAAAUCACUACAAUUUUCUGGCUGUAUUUUCUUUUCCAGUCACUUACAUAGUCUAAAAGACUUGCAUUAAAAAGGCACACAGCAUGUAUGUCUCUUCAGCUGUGCAUGGGCUAAAAAAGGAAAAGGUCAUUGUUUCAUUCCUUUAUACACUUAUUUAUUCAAAGGUACUUCCUGGCUACUACUCUUAACUUAAAAUUUUUCUAUUUUUCUCCAUUUUUUUGGAGAAGUGCUAUAUUUGGUGAAAAAUUCAACAAUGAAUCUGAAAUUGAUAUGGCAGCUUCUGGGGUCAACUUAAAUGAAUUUUAGGGAAAUUCUUGUCAAUAGCUCUCUCUGGAAACUUCCAUUUUGACUUGAGACUAGCAAUUUUGGAUUAACUCCUUUUGUUCCUAACAACUUGCUUCCCUAUUUUCUUAACAUAAGGAACAGAGUAACUGACAGUCUUGAACGAGAAAUUUUGGCUGCUGCUUCAUAGCGUCAGCAGCUGAUGAAGGACAAAUGUAAACUUAAAAUAAGUAUGAUAGAUAAUGUAAAUUUCUUUUUUUAGGAUAAUAGGUCUUUUGAUAAAAAUCUGAGUUUGCAUGAAACAGUUUUGACCAUGCUGAGCUAGUGUUUUGGUCCAGAAUUUGUCUCUACCACUAUGGCCAUAGUAUUUUUUGGGAUCUGUUUUCAUGGUGUAUGGUCUAAUAACAGAAAUUUUGGAGCACAGAAUCUCACCAAAAGAAUAUGUAAUGCAACAUGUAUUGAAAGGAAGUUAAUUAUGUUUAAUCAAAGCUGAGUUAUUGUGUAUGCUAUUUUUAAUUUCAGUAUUCAUGUCUUAGGAAAACAUAUUGCUAAAGAUCUGUUAACCAAUAUUUAGUACAUUCUCAUAGCUAGUCCUUUUUGACAUGUGUUAAAAUGCAGUGGAAUUUUUGUUGCGCUUAAGAAGUCUGAAUUUUUUUUUUAAGUGUGCACUUGUGUUGAACAAUGGUGCUAACUCUCUAGCCAUGUUGAUCACUCUGUUUACUGCUUGUACAAACAUCUGAUUUAAAUCUUUGAUAUACACUAUCUGAUUUAAAUCUUUAAGAUGGAUCUUGGUCUCUAAUCAGGCUCUUUUAAAACUGGAAUUUAAUUAUGUACUUGAAUUCUUUUUAACAUACUUCAGCCUUCAUAUGUGAUUUUAAUCUGAAUAAAUGCAUUUUAUAAAAUGCAAAUGGAAGAUGAGUUUUUAGUGUAAUACUAAUCAACUAUGUGUGUUACAUAGUUUUUACAUUUUUAAUUCAUCUUUAUUUUCUGAGUCUUAUUUAGCUCUCAUUUGAAGGUCAUUUUUUUCAUUUGACAUUCUGAAGUAUAUGAUUGCAACUUGAAACAUAUCUUGGAUUAACUUCAAAUGCGAUUCAAUUUCUGCCAUUAAAGGCUUUUAAUUAUAUACUGCAUAAAAGUGUUACAAUAUAGCUCCCAGUUGUAAAGCACUCUGACCCAACAUUUACUUGGAAAAAUAUUAUUCAGCAUGGUCUAGAUCUUGGGUAUGCUCACAUAUCUCAAAUUGCAAACUUUACUUUAUGGGGAUAAACAAUUUGGAAAAAUUUAACAAUUUCAUUACAACAGUAAAUACUAAAAAACAGACGAUAUGAGAAUUAUAUUUUGUAAACAGUUUUCUGUACCUAAAGCAGAGGGCAGGUAGUACUAUAGAUGUAGUGAGUGAUUUGAUGUAAUUAUUUCUUCAUCAGUAAGAGAAAUUUUAGUUGUCUUGAGCUUGCUUUUAUGUACACUUUAUUUCAGUCCUUGAUCCUUUAUUAGUUGCCCUAAUUCAUUUUUGUUGCUAAUCCUUUAAACUGAAUUGGGGGGGCGGGGCAGAAGCAACUUUAUUUGCAGUUUUUUAAAAAAUAAAUUGUUCUUGAAUAACUUUUUUUCCUCAGGGCAUAAAGCAGAUUGAAACUUGAAAUAGUUAAAUGCUAGUUUGCAGAUGACUUCUACUAUUUUGGUCUAAGAAAACGAGAGCAUAUAUUGACUGGUAUGUCUACAAUUUUACAAAUCAGCAUGUAGAAAAUUGUCCUUCUGGGUUAAGUCAAGAGUAACAGAGUGAAUUUCAGCAUUGUCCCUAACUUCUAGUUUUUAGUUUUUGGCAAAAGGCUGUUGUAUGUUAAAAUACUUAACAAUGGUAUUAAAAUAUAUUGGUUAACAAGUAUAUACCCAUUAUUUAAGUCAUUUUGUAGUAUCCAGUUGUGGCAAGUUUAGUUUAAAAUACGAAAGUUUCAACACUGGAAUGUCAGUACUCUGAUUUACAAUUUUGGCAUUGGAGUUAAUUAUAUGAGGGAUAUCUGUAUAUUUUGUAAAUUACUGACAAUGCUUUGCCAUCCUGAUGAAUGUCAUGGUUCUGUACAAAUGGACACAGAUCCUCUGAUGUUGCAUGUCUGGGUAGUUCAAAGGUUCUGCAUAUUUAUUGUAUUAACUCAGUGACAUAGAAUAAAAUGUUUCCUGAUUGUUUGCUCUGUAUAGUUUUAAAACAAAGUAGGCACUUUUUGUAAACGGCAAGAUAAAAUGCAAGAAGAUUAAUAUGUACAGAAAAUAUCACGUAUUUGCCUCAGUCCAGCUCUAGUCAUGUGUAGUUACACAGAGGCAGAAAGUAAUUCAGUGCAGAUAGAAAAGAUCCAGUCGGAUGUCCAUUUAAAUGUAAAUAUAGUCCGACUGUACUGCAUUGCUUUCAAACUGUAGUGUGCCUGUGCAUUCUUGUCCACUCUGACACUACCAGUCACAUGUAGCUAUGCACUGCUAGAGCUGGGUCAGGGAGUUGGUUUUUUGUAAUCUGUAUAUAAAUUCUGUGAUUUCCUGCAAUGGGAAAAGUAUGUCAAUUACCAGAACAACAAAUCGGUACAAUUAGAACUGGGUCUGGUUUAAGGAAGCACCCAGUAAUAGUUGGUGUGUUUUGGUUUUGUGAUGUAAAUUGGAAUCCUUAAAGAGAAUGAUUUGUCGGUACUGAUGAAAUCUAGAAGUAUUAAAUUUUGUCUGGGAACUUGUUGGAAGUAAAAUGAAACCUCUGAAAACAAA